Molecule: messenger RNA, 3571 nt
Organism: Cinara cedri
Lineage: Eukaryota; Metazoa; Arthropoda; Insecta; Hemiptera; Aphididae
Source: the annotation of a GenBank genome assembly
CGUAUAUAUUGUUGUUGUUUUUAUGAUGGAGACGUCACAAGACGUAUACUCUGAAAUAUUAUAUUCAACAGUCAAGUUUCGAGUGACGGGAACCCAGUUAAUUUUCUACGCGGUAAUAUUUUUGGUUUUAGUGCUGUUGAUUAAAAUAAAAUUGAACACCAUACGAUAUGAAAAAUUCGCUGCGAAAAUAUCAGGCCCUCCAGCCUACCCAAUUAUCGGUUCACUGCUUGAAUUUAUCCGCACGCCAAAAGGUAAGCCGAAUAAAUAACAUUUAGUACAGGUACUGUAAAGAAUGUAAAUAUAUUGUGUAUAAUAUAGCGUACGUGUUUUUUCUUUUUUUGGGAUUUUAGAGCUCACCAAACAUUUAACAGAAAUAUGUGAAACGUACGGUCCGGAACCGUUUAAAAUAUGGUUCGGUUGUUCUCUAGCCGUCAUCCUUACAAAGCCAGAAGAUAUUCAAGUAUUAAUUAUUAUAAUAGUUUAACAUGUUAUUUAAUUUAUCGAUAUGAACAAUAAUAUUUAAAUCAAUUACCAAUACGAUUUUAUGAUAAUUAAUAUUAUUCUUGCUACUAUACUCACACAUUGAUUUGAUAUUAUAAUAUUGUAUCAGAUUCAUUAAAAUCGAACAAAAUGAUUACAAAUACGAAUAUUAGAUUUAAUGAGAAUAAUUGUUGCAUUCGUUACAGGCCAUUUUAACCAGUCCCAACGCCCUGGAAAAAGCUUAUAUGUACAAGUGUUUAAAGGUCGGUGUAGGCGAAGGAUUGGUCACGGCUCCAGGUUAAUAUUAAGAUUUGCUUCGAGAUUCAGUGUAGUUUAAACAUUUUUAAAAAAAAUUUACAAAUUAUUUAGAAGUAUUUUUUUUAUUAUUAUUAUAAAAUAAUUAUAGUGGAGAAAUGGAAAAAACAACGCCGUAUGUUAACCCCCGCGUUUUGCUCGGACAAUAUGAAGAAAUUGUUUUUCCCGACUGUUAAGGAGAAAACCGACAUACUUAUAAAAAACCUGAAUAAAGAAGUGGGUAACACACAACCUUUCAAUAUGUUGGAAUACAUAUCCGACGCAGUGUUCAGUACACUUACCCGUAAUUAUAUUAUAUUUAAGUAAUUAAAUGAGUAUUUUAUAAGCCAUUUCAAAAAAUUUUUUUUUUACAUAGAAACAACGAUAGGUUUCAAUCUUGAUGUCGUAUCGAAACAGGGAACCGAUCUGAAACAAUCCGUACUAAAGUAUUUUUUGCUAUAUUUUGACUUAUAAAAUUAAUAGAACUAUACUAUCAAUUAUAAAUUACGAGUGUAAUAAUAUUUAGAGCGAUGCAAUUGGUUGCCGUGAGGGCUUAUUCACCGUGGUUAUAUCCCGAGAUCAUUUAUUCAAUUUACUGUAAAUUUACUGGGUACGAGAGUGUCUUCAAACAACUUCACACACUUCCAGUCUACGUACCUAUAUCAGAAACUACGAAAUGAGGUACAAACUAAAUUAAGGUAUAUUUUUCAAAUGUUUAUAGAUGAUUAGAAAAGCAAAAGAACAGAGAAAAAUGGGAGAUAAACCAGUUAUUGUCAACGAUGAUAAUGAUAGCGUCGAAAACAAAAGUGAGUAAGACUGAUAAUUGAUUAUUAUUACCUAAUAUAAACGAUUUGUUAUUGGUUAGAAAAACGUUUAAAAGUAUUCUUGGAUAUAUUAUUGGAACUAAGAGAGGCUGGCGAAAAUUUAACUGACGAAGAUAUUAAGUAUCAGCUCGCUACUAUUUUAAGCACCGUGAGUACGAUAAAUUAUUAUUUCGAUAACAUUAAAACUGUAUGAAUUUGCCAUAAUUUAUUUAAUAUUAUACGUUUAGGGUUAUGAAUCUACUACGAUUACAGUCAGUUUUUGUCUUUUAUUGUUAGCCAUGCAUCAAGAUAUUCAAGUCAGUAUUACAAUAUUAUUACACGCAUACAUUUAAUGCAAUAAAUCACGAAAAGGUAUUUUUAAUUGCCUUUAUUAUAACGGCGAUUAUACUGGCUAUUAGAAAAUUAUCUUAUAUUACAAUUACCCACUAUAAUAAAUCGACUUAAAAGAUCCGUCGAUGAUCUUUUCACACGUACCUGUUUGCGCCAAUAAAUCUGUGUUCCAUGCAAGUGGCAAUAAACUAACGUGAUGUUAGAAAUCAAUAAAAAUGGUAUUUACUAUAAUAUAUUAUGUCGGCUCUAUGUCUGCAGUUGAAAAAAAAUAGUCGUGAACCAUAAAAUAUUCUAUUAUUUUUCUUCUUCUUUAGCUUAAAGAUCCUUGUAUAACCUAAGCUGCUACAAGCAGUCCUCUAUACCAUCCCCAAUAUAGAAUAUUAGUUUAACUGACAACUUUCUGUCCACCGACCAUGUGUCCUAGUAAACUAGCUAUAUUAUAUGUUACAUAUCUUUUGUCGUAGACUAUGUUUCGCACCCAUAAGUAACUGUUGGUCUAAGAUAACUUGUAUAAAAUAAAGUUGUUGAACUUCUUAAGAAUAAUUUUGCUUCGUAAUAACUUACUAAUGUUAUAAUAGCACCUUUUUCCGCUUGCUAGGCUUUCGCUUAUUUAUCCUAUUAUUAUCGUUGUCAAUUAAUUUCAGGAUAAAGUUUAUGAUGAGAUUUAUAGCGUAUUCGGAGACAGUGAUGAAGAAUGCACUAUUGACAACAUCAAUAAACUUGUUUAUUUGAAACAAGUUUUCAGAGAAACACUUAGAUUGUUCCCUCCCGCACCGGUUAUCCUCAGAGAACUUCAAAGCGACGUACAAAUUUGUAAUUAAAUACUUAUUAAAAUCGGUUUAUGUACGUAACAAUAUUACCUAAAUUUAUAUUUUAUAGUUUCCGGUAACUACAUGAUACCGAAAGGGACGACGUGUAUUAUUGCUCCGAUGAAUACGCAUCAUCGUCCGGAAUUGUACCCGAACCAUCGGUCUUUCAAUCCGGAUAACUUUAGCCCAGAAAAUAUCGCUAAACGCCAUAAAUAUAGUUUUAUUCCUUUUAGCGGAGGUCCCAGGGGCUGUAUAGGUAAUAAUGAAAAUCUUAAAAUCUUAAUAAUAAUGAUUUACCUAAUACAUAAAACAUAUUCGAUUGCAGGGGAGAAAUAUGCUACAAUGAACAUGACCGUCAUUCUAGCUACCGUCGUACGAAAUUUCAGUUUACACACGGACAUGAAACUAAGUGAUGUUAAAUUGAAGAUAGAUUUAGCCGCACGUAGUGCCCAGGGCUAUCCCGUGACUAUUCGACCACGAAACCGAAGGAAAACAACUUGACGAAAUUGUUAUUAUAUUGGAUAAAGAGGGAUUGUAUAAUUGUAUUAAAUUAAGUGUCCGUAUAAAAAUUACGAAUACAUUUGAAUGUAGUAACAAUUACAUACGGUUCGAAACGCAUAAAAUUUAGAUGUGGAUGAUUUUGUCUGUUUGUCAUAUUUAAACACUUUAUUUUAGUAAUGCGAUUAUAAUCGUAUACAAAUAUUGUACCUAUACCUAUAGAUUAUACUAAAAUGUACCAAAUACUUUUCAUCUAAUUCACCUAUUAAAUAAUGCGUGAUGGUUAUACAUUUAAAAGACAUAAUAAUAGAUACAAAGUAAUAAAGUGCACAAUGG